This is a messenger RNA of Nerophis lumbriciformis (worm pipefish), 4674 nucleotides long. The record is from RefSeq and is a predicted model, not a curated record. NCBI's taxonomy places the organism in Eukaryota, Metazoa, Chordata, Actinopteri, Syngnathiformes, Syngnathidae.
AUGGAGCCCAACAUGGAGAGCUGCUUAGCCCAGGUCCUGCAGAAAGAUGUGGGCCGCCGUCUUCAGGUGGGGCAAGAGAUUGUCGACUACAUCUCUGAUAAAGAGAAGUCUCAUGACCUUGAACAGGAUCAGACUGUUCUUGACAAGAUGGUCGAUGGCAUUGCGAGCUCCUGGGUCAACUCCAGCAACUUCAAGGUGGCUCUGCUAGGCUUGGAUCUCCUCUCUGCUUUGGUGACAAGGUUACAAGACAGAUUUAAGGCCCAUGUGGGAACAGCUCUACCUAGUCUUAUUGAUCGAUUGGGAGAUGCUAAAGACCAAGUCAGAGAACAAGACCAAGCCCUGCUGCUUAGGAUCAUGGAACAAGUUGCAACUCCACAGUAUAUUUGGGAUCGUAUGUUAGGAGGCUUUAAACACAAGAACAAUAGGACCAGGGAAGGAGUCUGCAUUUGCCUUAUCGCCACGUUGAAUAUGUAUGGAGCUCAAGGCUUGACUCUCAGUAAGAUUGUCCCCCACAUAUGUAAUCUGUUGGGGGAUCCCACAAGCCAGGUACGAGAUGGGGCUAUGAGUUGUUUGGUGGAGAUCUACCGACAUGUAGGUGAAAGGGUGCGGAUGGAUCUCAGCAAGAAAGGCCUGCCUCAGUCACGGUUGAAUGUAAUUUUCAGUAAAUUUGAUGAAGUUCAAAGAUCUGGGAAUAUGAUUUCCUCUUCUGGCUCAGAUAAGAACUUUGAAGAUGAGGACUCCGUUGAUGGAGGCCGGUCCUCCUCCUCCUCAUCCUCCAAAGCACCUCCUAGUUGCAGGAGAACGGUGAUGACUGCUAGAAAACUCAGCUCAUCAACAUCAGCUAAGGCCACUGGUAAAGAAGCAGCCGCUGGUGCUGUUGAUGAAGAAGACUUCAUCAAAUCUUUUGAAGAUGUGCCCUCUGUCCAGAUUUACUCUAACAGAGAGCUGGAAGACCAGUUUACAAAGAUCAGAGAGGUUCUGUCAGAUGACAAGCAUGACUGGGAGCAAAGAGUAGUAGCACUGAAAAAGGUUCGAUCACUGAUGCUGGCUGGGGCAACGGAGUAUGAAAGCUUUCCUCAGCAACUGCGUCUUUUGGAGGCACCACUUAAACUGUCGGCUAAAGAUCUACGCUCCCAGGUGGUCCGGGAGGCCUGCAUUACUCUUGGACAUCUAUCAUCGCUGCUGGGCAGCAAGUUUGACCAUGGGGCAGAGAGCACCAUGCCUAUAUUGCUGAAUCUUGUGCCCAACAGUGCCAAAGUCAUGGCCACAUCUGGAAUGGCUGCUAUCCGUCUCAUUCUCAGGCAUACACACUACCCACGUCUUAUCCCCAUCAUUACAAGUAACUGCACCUCUAAAUCAGUUGCAGUCAGACGACGCUGUUAUGAAUUUUUAGAUCUAAUGCUACAAGAAUGGCACACAAAUACACUGGAAAGGCAUGUGGCCGUUUUGACCGAGACCAUCAAGAAAGGCAUACACGAUGCUGAUUCAGAGGCAAGAUCCAUUGCAAGGAAGUGUUAUUGGGGUUUCCAUGGUCACUAUAGCCGAGAGGCAGAGCAUCUCUUCCAAACGUUGGAGUCCACAUAUCAGAAAGCACUCCAGAGUCAUCUGAAAAGCUCGGACAGCAUUGUGUCUCUGCCCCAGUCGGAUCGUUCCUCGUCAUCUUCUCAGGAGAGUCUUAAUCGACCUCUGUCUGUGAAGUCUGUAAUUGGAGGUAGCAUGGUGAGGACUAAACUGGUGAGCACCCGGAUGCCCAUUUCAUCGAGUUCCCUCCAGCGAUCACGAAGCGACGUCGAUGUAAAUGCUGCCUCCAGCGCUAAGUCAAGGGUACCCACUGUUCCUACGUCUUCAGCAUUCAGCUCAGCAGCUGCCCUUCCUCCUGGAUCCUAUGCCUCAUUAGGCCGUGUUCGCACGAGAAGGCAAAGCUCUGGCAGUGCAAGUGGAGCCAGUCCCACAGUAGUGGACAGUAGAGGUCGGAGCCGAGCCAAAGUGGUUUCUCAGUCUCAGCGAUCCAGAUCAGCCAAUCCCAUCAGUGCUGGGAGUCGCUCUAGCUCCCCUGGGAAACUGCUUGGGCAGAGCAGCUAUGGUCGAAUCCCUCGUGCAACAGUUUCCUCCUCGAACACACCGACUGAGAAACGUAGCAGGAUCCCUCGCAGCCAAGGGUGCAGCCGAGAGACCAGCCCAAGUCGAAUGGGCUUAGCCCGGAGCCGUAUACCCCGCCCCAGCAUGAGUCAGGGUUGCAGUCGCGACACUAGUCGUGAGAGCAGCCGCGACACCAGCCCUGCUCGUGGCUUUACUCCUCUGGCUUCCCGACGGCAUUCCCGUUCAACCAGUGCUCUCACAGCUGACCCUCAUGGCCAGUCAGAGCGUUAUGGUUUGAUUCACCAAGCUAGAAUCUCAGCAUCCGUCAAUGCUAUGAGGGUUCUUAACACUGGCACUGAAGUGGAGGCAGCAGUUGCUGAUGCUCUGCGAAAGCCAAUGAGACGGCGGUACGAAUCACCAGGAAUGUACUCCGAUGAUGAUGCCAACAGUGAUGCUUCCAGUGCCUGCUCAGAGCGCUCUUAUGGCUCAAGAAAUGGUGGUAUCCCUCAUUAUCUUCGCCAGACUGAGGAUGUGGCUGAAGUACUGAACCACUGUGCCAGCUCCAAUUGGUCAGAGCGGAAGGAGGGCCUUCUAGGAUUGCAGAAUCUGCUCAAGGGUCAAAGAAUACUAAGUCGAGUAGAGCUGAAGAGACUAUGUGAAAUCUUCACAAGAAUGUUUGCAGAUCCACACAGCAAGAGAGUAUUCAGCAUGUUCCUAGAAACUUUAGUGGAUUUCAUCACAGUGCAUCGAGAGGACUUGCAGGACUGGCUGUUUGUCCUUCUCACCCAGUUACUAAAGAAGAUGGGGGCAGAUCUACUCGGAUCAGUCCAAGCCAAAGUCCAAAAGGCCCUGGAUAUCACAAGGGAGUCUUUCCCAUUUGAUCAACAGUUCAAUAUUUUAAUGAGAUUCAUUGUCGACCAGACACAGACACCAAACCUCAAGGUCAAGGUAGCUAUUUUGAAGUACAUAGAGUGUUUGGCUCGGCAAAUGGACCCAGCAGACUUUGUCAACUCCAGUGAGACUCGCUUGGCUGUUUCACGCAUCAUCACUUGGACCACUGAACCCAAAAGCUCUGAUGUCAGGAAGGCAGCCCAAGUUGUCCUGAUAUCAUUAUUUGAACUCAACACACCAGAGUUUACUAUGCUCCUGGGAGCUCUGCCUAAAACAUUCCAGGAUGGCGCCACCAAAUUAUUGCACAACCACUUGAAAAACUCAAGUAAUGGCAGUGCUAGUGUGGGGUCUCCAAGCAACACCAUUGGUCGCAUGGCAGCUCGACACACACCCAAUCGAACCAGUCCACUCACCUCUCCUACCAACUGCUCACACGGAGGAAUGUCUCCAAGUCGGUUAUGGGGUUGGGGUGUUGACGGACUGGCAAAGCAAGCCCCUGCCCCUACUCCUUCUCCUCAGCCUAACUCCACCCCUGCUGCCUCUUCUUUCAGGGUCCUGCGAAGAGCACAUUCACCCAGUGUGAUGGAGUAUGACACCGAGAACAUGAACUCUGAGGACAUUUACAGCUCACUUCGUGGUGUUACUGAGGCAAUCCAGAGCUUUAGCUACCGCAGCCAGGAGGACCUGAAUGAGUCAAUCAGACGUGAAGGCAAGCGAGAUGAUGCAGCUGGAAAAGAAGUAAUGGCACCAACUCCUGGUUCCGAUGCUCGUCUGGGUUUGGAUGUACCCGAAGGGGGUCGCACUGCUUUAGACAACAAGACUUCACUGCUCAAUACACCAUCACCACGCUCUUUCUCUGGGCCACGAAGUCGGGAGUUUUCUCCUUAUGGCCACGGAGAAACAAUCUGUACAUAUGACAAGAGUGCCCUUAAGGAAGCCGUUUUUGAUGAUGAAGUGGAGCAGUUUCGUGACUUUGGUCAAGACAACUCUGAAUUGGUUGCCGACUUGCUGAAAGAGUUGUCCAAUCACAAUGAACGCUCUGAGGAACGUAAAGGUGCUCUGGUGGAGCUUUUGAAGAUCACACGAGAAGACAGCCUUGCUGUGUGGGAUGAACAUUUUAAAACAAUCCUCCUCCUUCUGCUGGAGACAUUGGGCGAUAAAGAUCAUACAAUCCGAGCGUUGGCGCUGCGUGUGUUGAAAGAAAUAUUAAAGAAUCAGCCAGCUCGGUUCAAGAAUUAUGCUGAGCUAACUAUCAUGAAGACUUUGGAGGCCCACAAAGAUUCUCACAAAGAGGUGGUGCGUGCGGCUGAGGAGGCUGCGUCAACGUUGGCAGGAUCCAUCCAUCCGGAACAAUGUGUCAAGGUGUUGUGCCCAAUUGUACAGACAGCUGAUUACCCAAUCAAUUUGGCUGCCAUAAAGAUGGAAACCAAAGUCAUCGAACGGAUUGCCAAGGACUCUUUAAUACAACUGCUGGUGGACAUAAUUCCAGGACUCCUGCAGGGCUACGACAACACAGAAAGCAGUGUUCGAAAGGCCAGCGUUUUCUGUCUGGUGGCUAUAUACUCUGUAAUUGGCGAGGAACUCAAACCCCACCUAGCACAGCUCACAGGGAGCAAGAUGAAAUUACUAAAUCUGUACAUUAAGCGGGCUCAGACGACAAACAGCAAUAGCAGCAGCUCCUCUGAUGUCUCCUGUCACAGUUAA